AGACACGGAAUGGUGCCACCGCGACAAACAGCGGACAACAGGGAGGCUAGCCGGCGUGUGUGGCAGCCGGGUUCGGAAGCGGACGUCUGCGCGGGGUGUUCUUCACACUGCGGCGAGUGGACGCUUUCGCAAGUUCAUGUCACGCAUCCCAGUGCCCUCGCACUCUCCUUCCAACCACCGCGGCGCAGGCGCUCAGCAACGCGCACUUUCCCCUGUUCCCUUUCCCGACCGUGCCCCCUCCCCUCUCCCCGGAGGCCUCCAUCGUCAUCAGACUCAGUCAUCCAUGUCUUCCGUCUCCAGCUCCAUGGCGGAAACGCGUAAGAAGCAGUCCAAGCGGGACGAGGCUAUCCGCAAGAAGAUAGAGUCGGAGCUCUCCCGCAAGCGGACUAUCUCCACAACACAGCUCGCGCCUGGGAGCCGUAGACGUGGACACAAAGCGGCCGUGCAAAAGGGCACUGUCGCUGCCUUGAAGCCCAGCCCAGCUCUGACCGUUCCGGAGAGCAUCACCGUCUCAGAGGCGAGUCAGCUGUGCGCGGCGAAGAGGACCGACUGUGUACUUGUAGUCGACGACGAUGAAGGCCUCAGCGGUAUCUUCACCGCCAAGGAUCUGGCGUACAGGGUUACUGCGGAGGGCCUGGACCCGCAUACGACGCAUGUCAGUGCAAUCAUGACACGCAACCCGAUGGUGACGCGGGACACUACGAGUGCCACCGAGGCGUUGCAGCUCAUGGUGCAGAGACACUUCAGGCAUCUGCCUGUUUGUAACGAGGAUGGUAACGUCGUCGGCUUGCUCGACAUCACGAGGGUCUUCCAUGAAGCUCUCGACAAGGUGGAACGGAGCUCUUCUGCAUCGGAGAAGCUGUACUCCGCCUUGGCGGGCGUGCAGUCUGAGCUGGGCGGGAACAUCACGGCCAACUCACAGGCGGCGGCGAUGCUCUCAUAUGUCGAGGCUCUUCGUGAAAAGACCGCGCUGCCCGACCUGACCACGGUCAUGGACUCGCGCACGCAGCCCGCUACCGUCGGGCCCAAGGCUACCGUGCGUGAGGUGUCUAAGCUCAUGAAGGAACGUCGCACAACGGCGGUUUGCGUGAUGGAGAGCGUGUCCCACGCGCCGGGUAUGCCUGCACCUGAGCCAAAGAUUGCGGGAAUCUUCACGAGCAAGGACGUUGUCCUCCGAGUGAUCGCGGCAGGCUUGGAUGCGACCCGGUGUAGCGUUGUCCGGGUCAUGACGCCUCACCCCGAUACGGCGGCACCCACAAUGACUUGUCAUGAUGCAUUGAAGAAGAUGCACACUGGGCACUACCUGAACCUGCCUGUUGUCGAGGCUGACGGGCGUCUGGUGGCUAUCGUGGAUGUGCUGAAGUUGACUUACGCGACGCUCGAACAAAUGAACUCUAUAUCCACAGAAGCCGCAGGUGGAGAGAAUGAGGCGGAGGGUGGGCCCAUGUGGGGGCGCUUCUUCGAGUCUCUCGGGGAGGGCGACACAGAGUCCGUCAUCUCCGGUUCGACGUUCCCCUCAGAAAUGCACUCUCGCCAUAUGUCUCGAAGCAUAUCGCACCUCGUCGGCUCUCCGCGCUCUGACGCACGCUUCAGCGACACUGCGUCGAACAUGGACGACGAGUCUGCGUCGCAAGUGGGCGGUUACGCGACCAGGAUUGGCGAAGCCUUCCCGUCCAUCCAAGGCCCGCUUUCCCCGGCUGCCGUGAUCGACGAUGGCACGUACGUGUUCAAGUUCCGCACACCGAGUGGACGCACGCACCGCUUCCAGGCGCGCAGCGACAACUUCGAGAACCUGCGCGACAUCGUCGGCGGGAAGCUCGCGACGGAUCCGUUCUUCACGAACUACAAGAUCUCGGACCCGUCUGAGCUGCCUCCGGACCCUUCGGACUUCCUCCUAUCGUACACCGACGCAGACGGAGAUAUCGUGCUCAUCACCUCGGACUCUGACGUUACGGACGCUGUAAAGAACGCGCGCAAGGCGGGCUUGGACCGCGUUGUGCUGUUCGUGCAGGGUGGAAAGGGAUGGGCAGAAGCUACCGCCGAGAAGAGCGCGGCGCAGGCGGCGGUCGUCGCUGAAGCAGCCAAGGAGGAGCUGCAUGAGGUGGAGAAGGCAGAGGCUGUCCUCCCGGAGACCACGAACCUCGCGCCGCCACACCCGGUUCACGUCCCAGAGGAAGAGAACGUCAUGGGUAUCCCGAAGGACCUGUUGUUGCCCGCCAGCAUCGGUGCGCUGGCGGCUGUAAUCCUGGCUGUGUUCACGAUCUCCCGUUUGAGUGCUCGGUAGGAAGAACGGCGGGCGCUGUGAUGUGGCGAAGGGUGGGGUGGGGAUAGGCAAACUCGGUCUCGUUCUGUCCGUAAUAAUCGUAUACGUCCAACUGCUACGUCAUGUUAUGAAUCUGCUUCUGUCAAUACCCUCGGACAGUAAUGGUCUCUAGAUCUACGCCUCCUCCGGGAAUGGAUAUCUUGCUUACUUUCC
Rhodofomes roseus is the source of this 2476-nucleotide messenger RNA. Its product is annotated as CBS-domain-containing protein. The coding region runs from base 137 to 2284 and encodes 715 amino acids. The transcript is spliced from 6 exons. Gene Ontology annotation, molecular function: protein binding. Lineage: Eukaryota; Fungi; Basidiomycota; Agaricomycetes; Polyporales; Fomitopsidaceae. The record is from RefSeq and is a predicted model, not a curated record.